AUGGCCACAAAAGCCCCCAGCUCUAAGAAAUACCUCCAGCUGCUCCUUUUUCAGGUCGCUCUUCUAGGGCCUGUCUUCUGCGGGAACGUGUUGGUCUGGCCAACAGAAGGCAGCCACUGGCUGAACGUGAAGAUAGUUAUACAGGAGCUCAUCCGCCGCGGGCACAGCGUUACCAUCCUGGUAUCCAACGCUUCUCUCUUCAUUAAACCCAGGGCUGAGGCCGCAGAGAAGUUCGAGGUCUAUAAUGUGCCCUUCAAGAAAGACGCCAUUGUGAAUCUGAUCGAGGAUGUAGUGGCACUGUGGCUGAAUAACAGGCCAACCACCUUGACCUUCUGGCAGUUUUACAAGGAGCUGGGAAAACUGUCCAAAAACUGGCACCAUAUGAACAGGCUAAUGUGCGAUGCUGUGCUAACCAACCGAGAGCUGAUGGCCCACCUGCAGGGGUCUAGCUAUGACAUGCUGCUGUCAGACCCGGUGACCCUCUGCGGGGACCUCCUGGCUCUCAAGCUGGCCAUCCCCUUCAUUUACUCGCUGCGCUUCUCCCCAGCCUCCACCGUGGAGAGGCACUGCGGCAAGAUCCCAGCCCCGCCGUCCUACACGCCCGCAGCCCUGUCCGAGCUCACUGACUGCAUGUCCUUCGGCGAGAGAAUAAAAAACAUCGUGUCUUACCACCUGCAAGACUAUGUUUUCCAGAGCUACUGGGGAGAAUGGGAUAUCUACUAUAGCAAGGUCUUAGAUGGUGAUCACUGGAUCAAUGUGAAAGUGCUGCUGGAAGAGCUUGUUCUCCGGGGUCAUGAAGUGACUGUGCUGGUGCCCUCAAGCAAUCUGCUCAUCAACUACCGAGACACCUCCUCCCCCUUCACCUUUGAGGUCCUGCAAGUCCCCUUUACUCAGAAGGCCCUGCAUGCUAUCAUGGAGAAGCUCUUCAAUUUCUUGAUGAAUGAGGUCCCUAAUCUCUUCCCCUGGGAGAUCAUGUGGAGGAUGAAAGAGGAAGUGGAGGUCUUUACCAAUAUGUCAAAGCAGACCUGUGACGCCUUGGUGAUGAACCCUCAGCUGAUAGCAAAGCUGCAGCAGGCCAAGUUUGAUGUUCUGAUCGCUGACCCCCUGUCUGUAGGUGGGGAGCUUGUAGCAGAAAUCCUAGCAAUCCCUUUUGUCUACAGCUUCCGCUUCUCUCAUGGGAAUGUGGUAGAACGGCUGUGCGGUGGACUCCCGUCCCCACCUUCUUAUGUGCCUGCUAGCACAAGGGGGCUGACAGACCAGAUGUCCUUUGUGGAAAGACUACAGAACUUCUUCUUUUACUUUUCCAUGGAUUUUUUUUUCUUGAAGAUUUGGCGAGACGAAUGGGAUGGGUACUACAGUAAUGUUUUAG
Messenger RNA from Fulmarus glacialis (Northern fulmar), 1369 nucleotides. RefSeq names its product UDP-glucuronosyltransferase 2A2-like. The annotation marks the transcript as partial. NCBI's taxonomy places the organism in Eukaryota, Metazoa, Chordata, Aves, Procellariiformes, Procellariidae. The transcript is spliced from 3 exons. The record is from RefSeq and is a predicted model, not a curated record. Gene Ontology annotation, molecular function: UDP-glycosyltransferase activity.